GACAGUUGGUCAGUAGUCAAUAGUGUCAAAUCGCCAUUUGAUAGAUAAGUAAUGGUUUUAGGAAAAUAGUAUAUUGCACCAUAUUACUAAUUUAUUUUAUCGAUCCAAAGGGAUUAAUUAAGUGACAUUGUGAGUUUCCGUACGAAAAACAUUAUCAAAUUGCUGUAAUGAGUUACGGUGGAGGACCUUAUUCACAGGGACCGUAUAGUCAACAACCUCCUUAUCCAGGACAACAAGGAUAUCCGCCCUAUCCCCAGCAAGGUUAUCCUGGGGGCUACCCGGCUGGACCACCACCAGGUCAACCAGGUUUUAACGUACCUCCUCAACAACAACAGCCCUACGAAGCGCAAGACAUGUAUGGGGGAACAGAAACAGGUUACAAAGAACCAGAAAUGGCCGCUUUUGAAUUCAACGAUAGUUCCAUCAGAAGAGGGUUCAUAAGAAAAGUUUAUGCUAUUUUGAUGUGUCAAUUGGCCAUAAGCUUAUCAUUCAUUGCUUGGUUUGUGUACGAUAAGAAAACUACUCUCUAUGUGCAAAGUCAUAGCUGGCUAGUGAUCCUAGCCUUCGUCGCAACUUUCAUUACAUUAAUAGCUUUAUCCUGCUGUGGUGAUCUUAGAAGAAAAGCACCCCACAAUUUCAUCUUCCUUGGAAUAUUCACACUAGCCCAAUCUUUCAUUUUGGCCGUUAUCUCGUCAAAGUAUAAUACUGAUAUAGUUUUUAUGGCAGUAGGAAUAACUACUCUUAUAUGCCUUGGUCUAACUCUGUUUGCAUUUCAAACUAAAUAUGAUUUCACUAUGAUUGGAGGAUUCCUUUUGGUUUGCUGUUUGAUAUUAUUGAUGUUGGGACUUGUUGCUAUAUUUUUCCCAGGAAAAACAAUACGUAUGGUUUAUGCAUCAGUAGGAGCUCUUCUGUUCUCUGUUUAUCUUAUAUAUGAUACCCAGCUUAUGAUGGGAGGGGAACAUAAAUAUUCUAUAUCUCCGGAAGAAUAUGUAUUUGCUGCUUUGAACUUAUAUAUGGAUAUUAUUAACAUCUUCAUUUACAUCCUGACUAUCAUUGGUAAUGCUAAAGAUUAAUCUUUGUUUAAUGUUAUCGAUUAUUCUCUUUUAUAUAUGGUUGGAUUUGAGUUAAAUAUUGUAAGAAUAGUAUUCAUUUUGUAUAAUACUAGUCGUAAGUUUUUGAAAUGUUUUAAAUCCUUGAUAUGAUGUUGCUGAGCUUAUAUGUAUUCACCCAAUAACUAUGAAAUACAAUAUCUGUUACACUCUGUUCAAAUAAAAUUGUAAAUAAUA
Harmonia axyridis is the source of this 1286-nucleotide messenger RNA. RefSeq names its product protein lifeguard 1-like. Lineage: Eukaryota; Metazoa; Arthropoda; Insecta; Coleoptera; Coccinellidae. The coding region runs from base 168 to 1073 and encodes 301 amino acids. Gene Ontology annotation, cellular component: membrane. The transcript has a single exon. The record is from RefSeq and is a predicted model, not a curated record.